This is a messenger RNA of Osmerus eperlanus (European smelt), 2240 nucleotides long. RefSeq names its product ring finger protein 182 (gene rnf182). Lineage: Eukaryota; Metazoa; Chordata; Actinopteri; Osmeriformes; Osmeridae. Gene Ontology annotation, molecular function: ubiquitin-protein transferase activity. The record is from RefSeq and is a predicted model, not a curated record. Gene Ontology annotation, cellular component: cytoplasm. The coding region runs from base 196 to 1035 and encodes 279 amino acids. Gene Ontology annotation, biological process: protein ubiquitination. The transcript has a single exon.
GGAGCCUGGACAUACAGUUUGAAACUAGAACUUUCUCUGAGGUGGAAUGCUCUUUUUACCUCAAUCGACAGGAAUCUACUGCUGCUUCCUGCUCAUUAUGUUUCUCAAUGUUGAAUUUCACGGACCUGGGAUCUGGCUAUCUGUUAACCAAAACGUGUAGACGAACAAGAAGACACCGACCAAGAGAGAGAAAGGAUGAUGGGGCAAUUACGGAAUACAGAGGAUGGGGGUGUAGUGGAAGGGUUCAAUGCAGAAGAGUUAGAGUGUAAGAUCUGCUACUGUGCCUAUAGCCUUGGGGGGAGGCGGCCCAAGGUACUUGAGUGUUGCCAUCGUCUGUGCGCCAAGUGUCUGACCAAGAUUUUAGACCUUGGUGAGUCACCCCCGAAUGCUGUGGUGUGCCCAUUUUGUCGCUACAUCACCAGUUUGCCUGGGGAGGUGGUGAGCAGUCUACCGGAUGACUGCAACCUGGUAGCAGCACUUGCCCUCCAGAACCGGAACCAGAGGAACAUCCACUACCACCAUGAUAGCCCCACAGAGCUGCUCCUCAGCCCCAGGCAACUGAGCUCGCUGAUGGGAAGCAGUCCCAGUGCAUCCCCCUCCUUGUCUACCUCGACAACUUACUCUUCAAUCCGUGGCUCGCCUAACUUUGUGGUCAUCACCAUCAUGGAGCACCCUCCUCCAUCACCCCAAGAUCAUGUACAUCACCUGCCCCUCUCUCACCCCCCAGGAGUGGCCACAAUCCAGGGCAGGGAUUACCGUUCCGCCAGCCUGGACUCCAUGGCGUCCGUCACCCAGAGGUGCACAGUGUGGAACUGCGCUGCCCUCCUGUGUCAGACCUCGGCAAGGGCGCUGGUGUGGGUCUUAGGACUGCUCUACUUCAGCUCCCUGCCAAUGGGAGUCUACUUGCUCAUUAUGCAGAAGACAAUUCUAGGGGUGCUCUUGGUUAGCCUAGUCCCCACUAGCCUUGUUUUGAUCAUGGUCUAUGGCUUCUGCCAGUGCAUUUGUCAUGAGUUCUGGGACUGCAUGCCCACAUAGAACCAUCCUUGAGUAGGUGGGCUGAAAAGAAAUCACCAGAUUUUUUAAUAUAUUUUUCAAAUUGAAUGACAUUGAAAAGGGUCACAUGAGAACUGUAAAAUGUUUCUUUUCUUAAGUUUUUAUUCUUUAAUUAUAAUCUCAUACUUGAUGAAGUUAGGAGAUUGUGUGAAAACCAAUUAUGUUCAAGAUAGUGUAACUAUUGGCAUUAUCUACAUUUCAGAUCAAAGUAUUAUUUUUUAGACGAACAGUGGAAAGUCCUGGAGGGUGUGAAUGAGUUUGUGUUGGAGUCAUCUAUUUGGCUAAUGACUGUAUAGAAUAAAUACAAAACAUUUAGAGCAAUUAACAAGAAGCUCUUAUAGAGAUAAACGGGUCUAGGUAUUUUAAUUAAAUGAGCAUUGAAUUGUGCAUGGAUGAAGUAGUACUUAAUCAAAAUAACGUUAUAAAUCUGCCAACUGUGUCUACUUGUUGUGUGGCUUAGGAUUUAACUACCACAACAUUUUUUUGUCACAGUCCUGAUAGAGCAUAAGCAGGCAAAUCGAUGCUUUUUAAUCUGGCACAAUAUAAAAGGGUGCUGUUCUGAUAAAGUGUAAUAUAACCCUGCUUUGGUUUUUACUUUUAGCAGAUUGCAGUAUGCUCAUAGUAACAUAUAACAUUAAAAAAAUUACUAACAUAAAUAGACUGUUAAAUAGACAGAUCUUCUGUUCUGAAAACUAUUAACUUUUGAUACACAACUCAACAAUUUGAGAUUCCAAACCGAGACUGGUGUCACUUUCUCAUACGUGAGGCGGGUGUUCUAAAGAAGAAUCCAACAAAAAAGGAAUAAUAAAACCUUUACCAUAUUGUAUGAAUGAGAAUUUAUAAGGCUUUUGUAAGGCUUUGCCAGGAAUUCAAAUAGCUGUUCGUUUUGCUUGCUGUGUGAACAGUUUAUAGUCCUGUUAACAACAUAGCUGCUAUGUAAUUUGAAAUGAUGUAUGUAGUUAUAAUGUAGCCAUGUUAUUUUGUGUGUUUCAAUGCCUUAUUUACCGAACAAAGGAGAGAUUUAAAGAAAUUAGAAUGCAGGCAAUGAGAAGUCUUUGCUGUGGUACUGUAGUCACCUUUUUGAUGAAUGAAACUCUCAGGCAAAAUCACAUGUACAGUAUGCAUCCAGUACAAAAAAUAAAUUUACCUCAUGGUCAAAAUGUUCUUAAUCAUUCAAUAGACUGCAA